Molecule: messenger RNA, 4611 nt
Organism: Cydia fagiglandana
Lineage: Eukaryota; Metazoa; Arthropoda; Insecta; Lepidoptera; Tortricidae
Exons: 5
Coding region: 24-1439 (471 amino acids)
Source: RefSeq, a predicted model, not a curated record
UUAUGUGAACAGAUAGUACCAAAAUGAGCGGCUGGCGGACAAAGGCAGAUCUCCUGAGGGACAUUGGUGAGGUGAACGGGCGCCGGACUGGGAUUGAGGAUCUGGACCAACAUGUAGUGGCCGGGGAACGGCCUCCGCCUAUUCGCUAUGAAACACCCAAUGAGGAUGAGAUGAGCUACUUCUUCAGAGGCCACGGACCGUCCGCAGACGACGGCACGGGCCCAGACCUGGCCGGCAUCUCGAACAUGCUCAAAAUGGUGAGCAAUUUGGAGGAUACAAGAGAUAAUAACGAGCCAAUGACUCUAUUCCGAAAUAGAGCAACAGAUGAAAUUAGCAUAAGCAAGCUAAACCCUCACGCUGGAGAAUAUGUCCCAGGCAGUGGCUUUAACUCUAAUAGAAAUGUUCCAAAGUAUUCUCCAAAGAAAAAUAAUAAUUUUCAUGGAUCUAAAGCUAAGCUAAGGAUAGCUAAUGAAAAUGUAGCUCCAUCUCAAUCAAAUGUUAAUGGAACAAAACAGAAUGGACUACCAAUGUUUAAUAAUAAUAUGUUUAAGAGCAAAAGUGUUAAAGAUUCACAAGAAGAUAGAAUAAAUGCAACUACUUGCGAAACUAAAAAAGAAAUACCGACAUUUAAUAAUAUCAAUAUGUUUAAGAGCAAAAGUAUAAAAGACGUUCCAGAACGCAAUGAAACAGCUAACGCAAAUAUAAAGUCUGUGCAACCUGAAUCACAAACUAAUCAGGAAGAACAAAUAAUAACACCAAAAGUAAAUUUACUAGCAAAUGGUCUUCCAAAGAGACAAAUAGAAAAACCUAAAUCAGAAGAAAUAAAAGAGCUACAAGAGAAAGUAAAAUCCACGAUCAUAGCAUCAUCGGCUGACAAUUCACUAAAAACCAAAAGGCAGAAAAACGUCGCUAUAGCAACUUUGCUUAAACUUGGUGUUGUUCCUGAUGAAAAACCAGUGAAGCUUAUAAAGCCGGAAUAUUUUGAGACGCCUCCAACUGUUGAAAAACAAAUUGAAAAUGAAGUUAGUGAAGUAAAGGAAAUGCCUUCAACAUCAAGCAGCGAAACUAAUGUUAAUUAUGUAGAUCAGGAUUCAAUAUCAAAAGUAAAUGGGUGGUUUAAUAGUAUGGAGUGUCCGAAGCCUAAGCCACAGUUGCAGGAGCCUUUGGUGUUAAAGGAUUGUAUCACGUUUAAAAAGAAGACGGCUUCGAGCGUCACAUCUCGCAACACGUCAACAAGUGCCACGGAACCCACCAAAGACCGCGAAACCAAGUCCUUCAAGCCGUCGGACUACGCCAGCGAACUUUUAAAGAAAUACGAGACCAACGCGCAACAACAGGUGACCUUGAACGAGGACUUGGGGACCCGGCUUGAGAGGCAGCUGAGGGAACGAGAUGAAGUGGUUAGGCAGAAGAUGCUGGCUCGACAGAACGCUGGUUAAUAUGAGGUACGGAAGUGAAUGAAUUUUGCGCAAUGAAACGACGAAAUCGGAAAAUAUGGAUUAAUUAUUAUUAUUAUACAAAUAGUAGCAAAAUUUUAUUUUAACAAUACUUUUGUAUUUGAUAUUUUAUAAUUUUUAAUUAAUUAGGUUUUAAAUUUAAAUGCAUUAUUUCAAGGCUCAGAAUGGAACCGGUUUUUUUUAAACCCAAUAUUAUACAUAUUACCCAAUAUUUUUAAUUAUGUUAUGCUCUUUACGCACUGAAUCAACGAAAGAACGAAAAGGAACGUAAUAAUGCCGGUAUUUUUUGUAUGAAAAAGAACCAGUUCCUAGACAUUAUGCUACAAAAACAAUGAAUGUAAUAAUAGUAAUAUUUCGUACAGAAUUCGAAUAUACUUACAUUUUGUAUUUUUUAAUGACACAACCUUUAUGGUAAGAACGGUUAAAUAUAAUUAUAAUUGAACAAUUAUUUUAAUUAAAUACUCCGUAGUAAUUAUAGAUAACUCGGUGAUUUUAUAUAAACAGGUAAUAGUAGUUUGACUGUGAGUGCUACAUAAUGAAAUCCAUCCAAAUACGAGUGUGGGUUUACAUCACACGUAAUAGUAAGUAAUUAAUGUAAUUAUGUAGGUAGGUAUACCGGGUGUGGCCUGUAAUAUGAGCAAAAAAUUAAACUGUAGGCUGUACUCCUCAUACUGACUAACAUUUGUUCAGCGACUUUUAAAAAUAACUUGUGGUUUGAGUUUUAAUACACAAAGACGCAAUGUAUUGCGAAUUUUGUUUUGUUUAACGCGUGACAAGCAACGUCAAUCACAAUGAUAUGGCGUGGCGAUGGCGUCCAUUGAAGAUAAUAUUUAUUUUGUAUGAAAAAUAGGAGGUCUAAAUAAUUCAUAAUUUUUAAAAGUUGUAGAACAAAAGUGUCACCGUUUGAGGAGUAGAAUCUAUGUUUUAAUUAUUUGUAUUUGUAGUAGUCAUGUAGGCCACACCCCGUAUAUUAUUGAUGCCAUUAUUACUGACACUUUCUUUAAGUAUACCUACGCAAACUAUUUUGUUUUAAUGUUGACAAUGUUUUUAUUAUUAUAAAAAUAUUAUUUAAGAAAUUAAUAUCAAAUUAUGUACCUAGAGUUAGACCAAGAAAAGUCUGCAGAAAUUUAACAACACUCGCAGUACAGGUGUUACUUUAAUUUAAACGCUUAACUUCUAUGAAUGUAUGUCGUAUAAAUGACACUUGCACUGCGUAUGCUCUCAAAAUCUCUGUAGACUUUUCUUGGUCUGACUCUAAGACAAAUUGAAGCCUGUAUUCAAGUAUUUUAGCCAGAUCUGAAAUUAUACAAAUGUAUCAUUCUAAAAUGUUGAUUUUCUAUGUUCAUAAAUCAUUAGAGUUAUCAGUCAAUAUUUUUUUACUAGGCAAAACAAAGAGCGGUAAAGGUCAUGACAAAACCCAAAAUUGAAUGGCACGUAAAAGCACUCUAAAAACAUCUGUCACUCGUAUAUUUCUUCAACUUUACUGUUGGAAUUCGACACGAGGUCCUUAAAAUUCCUGAACUAUUGACUGCAUACUUUGCUAUACUAUAGUAGACCUUAACUCGUUGCAACUAAGGUUCAAAAUUGUCAUCAAUUAUAGAAUGAGUGUUUUGUUCCCACCCUUCAAUUGUUUUAAGUUAUCAUUUUUUCUGGAACCACAUUUGUGGGAAUGAGAUAAGAUAACACUGUUUACAGCAGAAUAGAUGAAAUUUCCCACGGGUAAAGGUAUCGGCGCGGCGGUUGCAUAAUCUCCCUUAUUCAUAAAACUUUACGGGUCUCAUUAUGUUUUAUCCCUUUCUUACACACGGAUAAGUCAAAAUGACAUAUAAAGACUAACGAUUAUUGGCUAAAUGAGGCUUGUAACGCGUUUAUGGGGGGUUAAUGUAUAUACCAAAAUAAUAUUUCAUAAUAAUUCGUAUUACAUGUCACAAUAUUCAGUAUUUACAAAAUAAGAUUUGUGACAUUUCACAUAAUUAAUACUUAUACAAUUUUAAGAUUAAAUUAAAAUCUAAGUUUAGGUACUUAUUUUGUACUCCAUAAACUCAUUAAGGGCUGAUUUACACGGCGCAGAAACUCGCAUGCGAUUUUAGUUACAUUGUGGACUGUUUUACGGUUACGUCCAAAUUCAACCGAUCAAAACCCGCAAUGUAAUGAAACUCGCAUGCGAGUUCUCGCAUCGUCUAAAUGGGCCCAAGCUCAAUAAAGCAAAUAAUGUGUUUAUUAUAAGAGUAAAGUAAGAAUAAGAGUGUGUGUGUAUGUGUGUUUGUAGGACUGCCGAGUUUCUUGCGGCGUUUCUUCUCGGCGAAUACGGUCUUUUCCGAAGCGCUAGUAGGUUAGAAUGAUCGGACAUGUAAUUGUAAUACUUUUGACCGCCGUUUUUAUUUUCUAAAAAUGUCACGCACAUGCUAACAUCGUUUGUUGCUUUGUUUACUGUUUUGUAAACUUUUGUGUAGCCCAGAUACUAAUGAUAGGUACUAUUUAUUUACUAAAAUGUUCAUUUGACUUGAUUUGGUGCGUCCCUUAAUGUUCAUUUGACGUGAUUUGGUGCGUCCCUUGUAAGUUGAUUAAAAAAAGUUCUAGGCAAUUAAAAAAAAAUCUUGGCAAUUAAAGGGUUAAUGAAUUACAUGAAUGAAUGCUUGUUUUUAAUGUUAAUUAUAGGAUAAUAUUGAGAAAAAUGUAUUUAAUCUUUUAGUAGCAUAUUAGUUAUUUACGAUACAAGUGCGGAAAAGAGGAAAUUGACUAUUCGUACAUGUAUCGUAUAAUAUAUUAUACAACGUUUUACAGUACAUAUGGCCCUUUGACAUACGCACGAAAAGUGCUAUUUUACGCACUAGUGCGGGAAAAUAAGACCAUAUGAUAUGUACUGUAAAAUAAUUAUACGCUAACGUCUACGUAACUUGACACUGUCAGUAACUCUUGGUAAGGGUACUUAUCGUACCUAUAGAUUUAUUUUUGAGUAUCCGUAACUUUGAUGUCAAAUGAUGAUACUUUUAGAGUAGGUAUAGUACUUAAGUUUUAAGUGAAAUUGUAUUUUUUACUUUUUAUAUUUCGUCGUGUAAAUGUGCCUGUUCAAAGCGCCGCAGUUUUUAAAAUUGACGUGUAAAGGUGUUCUAAUUAAUGUACGAGGCGGUAAUAAAGUGUUAUUUCCUCUAUG